AUAAUUGUUAAAUUUGUGUACGUAUAUCUUUAUAGUUUCAACUAUACCCUUUUUUGAAGGUAUGAUCUUAUUUUAUGAAAAUAAAGGAACAUUCGGAUAAGACCGGAAUUACUUUCCAGAGGGAGGGUGGUCAAGUCAGUUGACAGCCAAUCGUUGGUUAGGGAUUUUUAUCAAAAUCAAUGGUGAACUCUGCGGUCGAGCUCAUUUGGCCCGUCGGAAAAACAUGUCUCCCGUUCUUGUGCUUGGGAUUUUUAAUUUUGGCUUUGGAGGGUUACUCCCCCUCCAGAUGUGAUGCCAGUUGAUCUACCCAUUUUCUCCAUCACCAGAAGUGUUCUUAGUUAUACUCUUGUCGCAACCCCGAUCCCAAAACACCCUCUAUGCCUGACAUCGCUGUCAGCAUGGCCACCUUGUCUGUAACAGACUGCGGUGGUCUAAUGGCCAAGGACCGACCCAUGACCAGCCGCAAUAGUCCGGCCAAAGUCAACGUCGUGAACAAUAUGGAGCGGAACCGGGAGUUUAGCAACUGCGUAUUACAACUGGAGGACUGUGAGGAGAUUGACCUGACGUCGCCGCGCAAUGGCCUCCCCGUCAAGAAACACGAUGCUUCGAGCAACAACAACACCAACAACGCCACCACCACCACAGCAACGACAAAUAACAUCAACGCCAACCGGGACAAUCAGGUGGCAUUCAGCGGCGGCCAACGCCGCAGCUUGCUGGACGGGUUCCUGGGUUGCCUCCGCCCAGUCUGGACCAUCAUUGGCAAGGUCACAACAGCCGAAAAGCAAAUGACAGAUAACUGGGAGGUCCCAUUUGAAGACAUUCGCAAUCUCCAGUGGCUCGGCAGCGGGGCCCAGGGGGCUGUCUUCCUGGGCACACUGCGAGGCGUCGACAUUGCCGUCAAGAAGGUCCGAGACGAGAAGGACAUCGAUAUCAAGCACUUGCGGAAACUCAACCACCCUCACAUCGUCUCGGUCAAGGGUGUGUGCAUGCAAGCACCAUGCUAUUGUAUCCUGAUGGAGUACUGUCCGUGCGGUCAGCUCUACGAGGUCUUACGGGAGGGUCGCGAGAUACCACCAAAGCUGAUGGUGGACUGGAGCAAGCAGAUAGCACAAGGGAUGAAUUACCUUCACAUGCACAAGAUCAUACACAGGGAUCUCAAGUCACCAAACAUUCUCGUCUCAUUCAAUGACAUACUGAAGAUCUCAGACUUUGGCACCAGCCGCGAGUGGAACGAGAAGAGUACCAAGAUGUCCUUUGCCGGCACGGUGGCGUGGAUGGCUCCUGAGGUCAUCCGGAACGAGCCAUGCUCGGAGAAAGUUGAUGUCUGGUCAUUUGGGGUGGUGCUGUGGGAACUCUUAACUGGCGAAAUGCCCUAUAAGGACGUGGAUUCCUCAGCCAUUAUCUGGGGUGUUGGCAGCAACAGCUUACAGCUACCAAUCCCAUCCACUUGCCCGGAAGGUUUCAAGCUCCUUAUGAUGCAGUGCUGGAGCGCCAAGCCCAAGAACAGGCCAUCGUUCCGUCAGAUUCUGAUGCACAUUGACAUUGCUGCAGCCGACUUUCUCUCCACCCCUCAGGAGGCCUACUUUGACAAACAGGUGGACUGGAGGGAGGAAAUCAAGCUCCAGUUUGAGAAAAUGAAGAGCGAAGGAUCCCAAAUCCAUCGCAUGGAUGAGGAGCUGAUUAAACGACGCCAGGCAGAGCUCAGGCAUGCCCAAGACAUCCGGGAGCACUACGAGAGGAAGCUGGAGCGAGCCAACAACCUGUACAUGGAGCUGAGCAGCUGCCUGCUACAGCUUGAACAGAGGGAGAAAGAGCUCAACAGGAAAGAGCAGCAGCUGGCCACCAGUCUGACCAAGAAGAAACAGCAGCGGACCAUCAAGCCCAUCCUGAAGGCCCAGACCCAGGCCAUGGAGAAACUCAUCAAGAAAUCCUUAGCCAGUCACCAGAGCAACUCUACCUCCACCCUUAACAGGACAAUAAGCCCUCCCACUGAUGCAACAACUACACCUGAGACAGAUCCCUCCUCCCCCACGCUCUCACCUAGGACCCCACCCACAUCUUCCAAGACCUCCCCCAGCAGAAUCCGCGUUCAGCGCAAGACCAGGCACCGGCGCAAUAACAGCCAUGGGCGUGGAAGCUUUGGCAAAGGGGGGGUCAGCCCCAAGGGGAGCUUUGGUAAGGGCGGGGUCAGCCCGGGGAAGGAGGUUCCCCUUUCGGACUUACACGUGUCAGGGGCUGGCGCAGUGUCCCCGAGGGACAUUGGACAGACGGAGAGUGACCAUUUCAACCGCUCAGAUGCGGAGAGGGCCUCGGACCUGGAAAGGACAAACUGCGAGAAUUUCAAGUACUUUGGGCCCUAUGCGGCAAUCAGGCAACCAGAACUCAACUCCAACCCAAGGAGCAGGAACUCAUGCCUGUGCUCAAGCAAAGGGAAGUGCUCAUCGUGUGUGUGCAAAGGAAAGUGUCCCAACCGCUCCUCAAGGCACCGGCCGGGGAGGGCAUGUCAGUACAUCCCUGACCACGCUGUGACAUCAACAUCGCACGGCAGUGAUAGCGAUGAGGUAAACAGUAACACCUCCCCCACGACAAACUGUGACAAAGGCACCGGUGAUGAUGACAAUGUUCUUCCAAACAGCUACGUCGGGGAGAGACUGGCAAUUCAGAGGGCCAGCCCGUUGAGGAGGUCCCCGGGAGGUGCCGUCAGAGUGGGGAAGCGAGCGACAUCUCCUCAGAUGAGGAGUGGGGCCAAAACAAGAACCAAUGGUGACGUCAACAUUGAUAUAACAAAGGGUUCCCAUGGUUACUCUAGUGAUGAGCAAAUCGUCGUCAGUCAUUCCUCCGAUGAGGAGCAGACAACCCAGUCAGACAGAAACCAAAUGAGCAGCCGGCAGUCCUACCUGGCCUGCAGUUCAGACCCUAAUUUCUCAGAUGAUGGCAAUACCAGUGAGCUGUCCAGGCAUCUGGACCUGCCGGAGGGCCGGCUGCGGACCAAGACCAGCGAGGUCCUGAGCAUAGCCCCUGACGUGGCCGUGGUGUCGGACGGCUUGUCAGACAAGGAGCGAGAGGUCAAGAAGGUCAUGAAGCAGAUCUCCAGGGAGAUGAUGUUUGAGUCUGAGGACCAUGGCUCGGACACUGAUUCCUCCGAUUGCAGUGAUGGGGAGGACUUACCUCAAGGGGCCAAAGGUCACUCCAGGGCAACACUAGACGUUGAAGAAACCUGGUAACAUAGGCCAACUGGUGGCUGUGCUUCAGCCCAGGUUAUAAAGGCCGUCUGUGUAGAGGAGUUGACUCAAGAAUGUGACCAAGCACCCUGCUGUGAGCCUCUGCUUAUGAAUGCACAAACUGAAACAUUUAAUGAGUAGGAUGGAAGUGCCAACUUUCUUGGCCUGCAUCUUGUGAAACUUUGUCAGAUGCCCUCCGAAACUUGGCAGAAAAAGGACUUAAUUGGCUAAAUGUAGUCUUGGAGGGUGUCUUGACUACAGAACUUUAGGUCAACAGUGACAUUGCCAGUCCUGUGUAGUGAAGUCUAGAUGCAGAACUUGCACCGUAGAACGGAAAAGGUGUUUUACAAAAUAAAUACCAGAACUGGGGAUUGUAUUUUUGCGGAGGUUCGAAGUGAGAUUUCCCUUCCGUUUUUUCAGGUAUUCUUCGUAAUGUGGAUGUAGCUUAUGAGAAGUCAGAGUAAUUAAAGAAAUUCUGUCCAGUCGGCUCAUUGGCCACUCCAGUUGAAAGUUGAGGCUUAAUAUCCUUGGAUCCAUCAAGGGAAGGCUGCAGUGGCUCACAGUGAGUUUUAGCCUUGUCCACUGUCCACAGUAGAUUUUCUGUAAGAAUUUGUCAACAGAAGUCAUUCCAGAAACUUUAACCUGGGGGAAUCUUGACAGAAGAGAGAGCUCAUUCCACAUAGCCAGGGGGUUAGGAUUUGUUUGAUGUAACCCCAAGUUGAAUGUGGGUAGAUUAAAAUGUACUUUUUGAGGUCUUGAUUAGUGUGGGUUCAAAUCUAGGAGUUGGACUUUUUAAAAAAAUGUAUUACCACUGCAUGACUGACGAUGAUAACAAUUCUUCCCCGUACUGUGACAGUAUCCUGUAUCACUGCCAUUAUUCUAAAACGGAUGCCGUCACCAUGAAAAGUAAUGCCCCAACUUUGGUGUCAUGGGGGAAAUCUGCAUUUUUCCAGUGUAGACUCUAGUGUGAACUUGUCUCACUCCAUAAUUGAAACAUGUGAAGUCGUUUUUACCACCUCAUUUCAAUAGCAUUGCUGCGGUGCUUGUUUCUGACUCGCUACAUCCUCUCUGAAACAUCGCACUCACUGUAAAUACUAUGUUCCCUUUUAAAUGAUAUUUUGAUAAUUCGAGGUAAAAUGUCUGAAAACAAUAUCUCCCAAUCAAUUGAAUAGCCACAGAUAUCAAGAUUUUGUAAUUUCGUUAAUCAUUUGAAUAUCUGCAGUGUAUUUCCCUCCAUUGGAACUCACAUAUGAGUACAUGUCUAUAUUGUAUAGUAGUAUUUUAAGAUGUAUAUACUGUCGCAUACAGAGAUGAACCUAGAAUAUAUAGUAGUGUGUACUAGUAAACAAAAUCUGUUAUUUUUUAGAGUGGCACUUACAGAAACUCUCUUUGAGGAUCACCGUUUUCUCACAAAUUCUCUUGUAUAAGAUAUCAGACAUCUGCUAGGCCAGCGCUUAGACUUGAGUAACAGUCCUCAUUUACUGUCAGGUGUUGAUGAAUUGUAUGCCAUGUUUAUUUGGAACUUCUGUGAUCAAGUCUUUGUUGCGAUGGUUACUGCAGUCAACAGCAUCAUGUUGAAAAAAAAAAUUAUGCAUGGGAAAUUUUACCCAGGAGGCAGGCAAUUCUUAAAUCUCAGGUUUUAUGCCUACGGUACUUGUAGCUUGUUAAUAUGUUUGUGUUGUUUGGCAUAGCUGAUAUCUUGUAGAAUAAUUGACGACUCUCAGUUGGGUACUGAUUGAACGUAGGUGUAUUCUAAGUUUGGAAAGGAAAGAACACAGUUAUUUGAAGCUUUUUGAGGGUAACUUUUCCUCUGUGAUUUGACCAACAUCAUGAACCUUACCAUCUUGAUGGAGAUAAGAAAUAAGCGAGGCUUGAAUUUAACCAAACUGGAGAGUGUGAGGUCUUAUUUAAAAAGUUACUGUCUUAAGAUUUUUCUGAAAGCCAUGGCCAAAAUUCUUUUACAAACUUCUAUAACCAUGUAUUUUUUCAAAACUAAAAUGUACUGUGACUUCAAGCAGUUCAGCCCCUGAGUCAAAAUACGUAACUUUUAAUCACUGAACUCAAAGUAUCAAGUUAUACAAUAUAUAGUACUUGUACAAAGUUGUCUUUCAAAUACAUGAAUUUCUAUUCACUAAUACUGCAUAUAUAUUUGAAAGGAUUCAUGAGUUAAUCUGAUUCUUCAACCUUCUCAGAUUGUAAAGUCUUUCUUCAGAUUUUUUUUUCUUGGAAAGGUACACAUUGGUUUAUUGGGUGCGUGAAAGGAGGAAAUCGUAAGAUUGUAGUAAAGUUUGAAGUAUUCAUGUCAAUUUAAUUGAGAGCAGGAGUUUUCAAGAAAUUCAGAUCCAGCACAGUUUUCGUCUUUAAUCAGUAAGCUUUAUUUUUAACAGACACAAUCUUCAGGUCUUAUAUUCUUACAAUAGUUUUUCUUUUAGAAUUUUCCUUUGUGUGAUUUUCUUUUUUACCUACAAUGACUAAACCAAAUUGUUUCAAUGUAAGGACUAUGUGUAUAUUUUUCGAAGCUGGUCUUUGAUUCUUUGCCAUUAGUUUAUUUUCAUUUUGGCUUAUUUGUUUUUCCUUUAUCAUUUUUGAUUUAUGGACACCUCUCUCCUCAAGUCCUGGCUGUGCCAUCUGCCCAGGUGUUUCAACCAGUGAGUUCUUGGCAGGGAAGAAAACAUUUCAGGGAUGGAAGUUCUGCCCUCAAUGCAGAAUUUUAAUAUCACAUGCAGUGGGCAAUGUGAUCAUAUUUCUCUGUGCUCGCUUAUAACCCUGCUAGUGCUGCAUAACACUGUGACACACAUGUGAGGUUGAUACUCCUUUGUCUAGGAUAUACAUGUAGUUUGCAUCAAGAAUACCAAGUGAACUUUGUUAUCUCUCAGCAGUGCACUUGAUGAGUUACUUAUUGCACUGUUUCAUCAAUUUAAGACUUGACAAAUCAACACACUUGAAAGUACACUGGUUAGAAUAACAUAGUCCCAACUGUGAAACUUCAUAAAAUGUAAAUAGACAUCGAUCUUAACACCACUGUGUGUUCAUUUUCUUUACUGAAAAAAUCAGCCCGAGUUUUAAUUCUUUAUUCCUUGAUUUUUUUCAAUGGCUUCUUUUCAAAUUUCUGCUUUAUCUCCAUAGUUUGGCAUCUGAUUUUUGGCUCACUGAUUACAGACAUUCUGGCCUGGUAAAAAUCUUGCUUUCACAAGAUUAUCAAAGUGGAUACAUGUACAACAUAAAAGCCAAAAAUAGUCUUUUCCUUUUGUUUUAGCAUAAGAAAACCUUGAUAUGCUUCAGAGAAGCCACAGUAUUGAAAAAGCAGAACUUUGAGAAGGUCGUAUUGCUGACCAAUUACGAAGCUACCAUCCAUCUUUGUUGUUCAUGCUAACCUGACUUUCAUUCCGCUAAGUUCUAAUGCCAAGUGUCAGCUUGGCCAGUCUCUCUUGGACUGAUACCUCUGACAUAUUUACAUGUAAUCAGAUUGUGAUUGGCAGUCACAGUACCCAACUAAGAUGGCUGUGUAAUUAUUGCUAUUAUCCUGAAGACAUAUAAGGGAAUUGUACAAAAAAAAGGUUGUAUUUCCAAAUCAGUAUUUAUGGAAUAGUACCCAAUUCCCUUAGCCUGGGGUAAAGUAUAUGUUGGACCAUGGGCUAAGGGCAUAGACCAGGCUUGCUUUAGGCAUUUAACUCAUACUGUGUUUAAAACUUGCCGCUUUUGUGUUCCAGCACUGAACAUUUCACUUAUGGGAAAAAGGAAAGAUUUAAUCCUUGUGUAGAGGACAGAUUUUGAUUUGAAAGAUUUCUUUGGAAUCAUGCCCAAUGUCAGUCUGGUUCAUGCAGCCGGUAGGUAUUGUUACGUAUGUGUGCAAUAGGUAUGCCACUAUUCCAUUCCAAAUUUGAGUUCAUGAUUUUUUUUCUAAAUUGUUGCUAAUAAUAACUUCUAUAAAUGUUCACUAAUUUAAAAACAAAAACCACGUAAGUGCACGUGAGUACCUCGUCAGUUUGUAAAUGUGUACAAAGCCCAACUGAUUCUAUUGGAGAAAAGUUCAAAUAAAAGUAUCUUGUUUGUGUGUUUGAAAAUCA
Acanthaster planci (crown-of-thorns starfish) is the source of this 7291-nucleotide messenger RNA. RefSeq lists its product as uncharacterized. The record is from RefSeq and is a predicted model, not a curated record. Gene Ontology annotation, molecular function: ATP binding; MAP kinase kinase kinase activity. Gene Ontology annotation, biological process: protein autophosphorylation. Lineage: Eukaryota; Metazoa; Echinodermata; Asteroidea; Valvatida; Acanthasteridae. Gene Ontology annotation, cellular component: cytoplasm.